AGGAAAUAGCUUUAUACGUGCCUGGAAUAAAAGAAAACAUAUCUAAAACAUUAAAGACACAGGACAACCGGAGCCAGAGGAAAGAGUACACCAUGAAGAUCAUUUUGUGGAAAGUCGUGUGUGUUGUAUGCACUCUAUUCCUUAAUGCUACAGGUUCAGUGUCUCAGCUCAGAGCUUGUGGUCAGGCUCCACUGAACAACAAGAUUGUUGGUGGUCAAGAUGCUGCUCUUGGUUCCUGGCCUUGGCAGGUUAUUGUUCAGUCAGCAAAAUUCCUCUGUGGUGGCAGUCUGAUCAGUCAGAACUGGGUCUUAACAGCUGCUCACUGUUUGAAAGUGAAUGGAAUAGCUUUUACUGCACCUCAAAUCACAGUCUCACGACGACUUGAAAAUGGGACUGUAAUGGAGACAAUAAAUGCUAUUAAAUUGAUCAUCCAUGAAGGCUAUAAUGAUAACACUCUGAUCAAUGACAUUGCACUAGUCCAGCUCUCCUCUUCAGUGCAGUUUAAUGAUUAUUUCCGUCCGGUGUGUCUUGCUGCAAGCAAAAGUUCUUUUCCAAGUGGUACCAAUGUCUGGGCCACAGGAUGGGGUAGAAUCAGUAAUAAUAAUUUGCAGCUCGCUCAAAAGCUGCAGGAGGUGAAGUUGCAGAUUGUCAAUAACAGUGUCUGUGCACAAAAAUAUUCACCAUUUAUUAUCACGGACGGUAUGAUGUGUGCUAUCUCUCCUGUGGGUGGACAGGACACGUGCAAUGGUGAUUCUGGAGGUCCACUGGAGGUGAAUUUUAAUGGAAUCUGGAUUCAGGGUGGGAUUGUGAGCUUUGCCACUCUAAGUAGAUGUGCUCCCCCAUCUAUACCCAGUGGGUAUACCAGAGUGUCUCAGUAUGAAGACUGGAUUAAUAACAAGAUAGACAACAAUCAACCGGAAUUUGUUGCAUUCUCAUUUGGCAGUUACAUCUCCCUCAACCUCUUCUGUCUUUUUCUUUCUUUCACCAUCAUCCCCUUCCUUCUCCCUUCCUUGUUCACCUACUAGUGAUGUUAGCCAAAUUAAAGACACAAGCACCAAGCACAGAAAGUAAUCUAACAUAACACAGACUUUAAGCUUUACUUAAAUUUUUAACUUUAUUUUCUACAAAGCUACAUUUUAAGGUACGGUUAUUUUCAUGUGAAAUGAAGAAACAAAACCUAUAAGCUUGUGUCUGAAAACUAAAGUCUACAUAACCCUUCUGCAGACCUCGUCUGCAUUCCUAUGCAAAUUAGGAUCGCCGAGUCAAGUUGACCUUGUCUGUUUUGACUGCUUAUAAAAAAUGAAGUAUAUAUGAUAGCCUUUUUUUUCUGGUUUUUUUCCAGGCCAAAUUGACUUGAAUGCUUAUAAAUAAAAAAAUCUACAAUAAUCACCA
This is a messenger RNA of Tachysurus vachellii, 1392 nucleotides long. Its product is annotated as chymotrypsinogen B-like. Gene Ontology annotation, biological process: proteolysis. The record is from RefSeq and is a predicted model, not a curated record. Bases 93 to 1025 code for a protein of 310 amino acids. Lineage: Eukaryota; Metazoa; Chordata; Actinopteri; Siluriformes; Bagridae. Gene Ontology annotation, molecular function: serine-type endopeptidase activity. The transcript is spliced from 6 exons.